UUGUAUAAUAAACAUGUUAUUUUGUAUUAUCAAUUUCUCAUAAUUCUGAAUCAAUAGUAUUUUUUAAAGUAUAUUUUUUAAAAAGUUUGCAAUUCAUUAUUGCUAAUUAAUAAAAAAUAAAAUUGUAUAUAAAACUUUAAACAUAUUGAAACAAAAUUUUAUUUUAAAAGGUUUACUUUUAGGAAUAAAACAAGCCCAGAAGGAACUCCAAACAAAGAAACACAAAGUUAGAUUGAAUCUCAUUCAAAGUUAGAUUGAAUCUCAUAAUUGAAAGAGAUGCCCAGGAAAUAGAGGCCCAGUCGCUGAAAUAGGAAGGUGAUUAGAAUCACAAAGGCUAUAUGAAUACGAUCCUUUUUUGUCAAUCAAUAGAGUAAGGGAGAGCGGGAGAGGAUAGUUCUAUAUAAGACAAUGUUGUCUUAGGUUAAGCUUCUUCACCAAGUAUCGAUCAAAACGUAACUUAAGAAAAACAAUCUCAUGGCUUGCCAGAGAGGAGAGGGAGAAGACGGUCGUCCUCAAGUAAUAAAGUUCGAUGGUUUUGAUUUACCCACUGAUGGUCCUAUGUCAUCUCGUAAACAUGGGUUGAUACACUUUGAGCACGCGCGGUACUGGCACCCUGAAGAUGAAGCGUUUGUUAAGGUUUAUGCCCAGCUGGGACUUCAUCGUUACAAUCUGUUAGAGGGGACUAACAGGCAGUUCUUACACUUAGAGAGUUACAACAGGGGUAUGACUUUCGGGGCUGCCCCGUACUACCUCUCCCUGUUUGCAGACUGUCCAGAUUCUGGUCGUACGCUUCCUUUCCAUGCGCUUGUUAGUGAAAACCGCAUUGGUCGUCUGGAUAUCUCGGUCCACAUAGCUAGACCCCGAGGUUCAGAGGAGCAGCCUCGACUUUGCCGACCAACCUACACGUGUAGUCCUCUGCCUCGCUGGCCCUCCUCAGAGAUGUUUGCCCAGCGGCGUUUUUACAGGUUGAAUGAACACGAGCUGCGAAACACUGAUUGGGUUCGUUUGUAUUUGGAUCUUGCACACAGUACCUGCGAUAGGGGUAUGACUGACAGCCAACUCUCUGAUUUCUACAUUGAGCAAGUGGCCAUUCGAAGUCUCAGUGAUGCGGAUCCGCCGAGACUCGACUCCAAGAGCGUUGUCGUCUACAUGGUAUACAAAGACUUGGCCAAGGAUCGGCUUGGUGAGCCGUGUUACCGCAAAGCCAUCAUUAGACGGGUCUAUGAUGAGUCUUCACGAUCAUUGACUUUCCAAGGUAAGCAUUGGAGCUUUUCUGAGGAGAAGGAGAAGAAGAAGAAAAAAAAAGACAAGAAGAGAUUUGCACUGCUCAAGAAACGUUUCGGUGUUUGCGGAGCCUGGCGUUUGGGGAUCGAUGUCUACAGGAAACGUGGCAUCCGCCCUUCUUCGACCACUCGUUGAUCAGUGAUUUAUCCGAGUACUAUUACUAUGUUAUUUUGUGCUUUUUGUGUGUUAAGUGGAUCAGUCUCUUAGUUCAGCACUUAUGUCUUGACUUUUUUUUUUCUUACAAAAAAAAUUGACUUUGUUAUGCAUUCAUCUAUUUUGUCAUAUUAUGUCUGCAAUUUGAUAAAAAAGACUGAAUGAUUGGUGA
Molecule: messenger RNA, 1609 nt
Organism: Brassica napus (rape)
Lineage: Eukaryota; Viridiplantae; Streptophyta; Magnoliopsida; Brassicales; Brassicaceae
Product: UPF0725 protein EMB2204-like
Exons: 5
Coding region: 475-1419 (314 amino acids)
Source: RefSeq, a predicted model, not a curated record